AUGAGCUCUGGUACUGCUUCGGCGCGCGAUCAGGCGCUCAGUUACAUCUCCGAUCCUCGCUUCACCCAAAAGUUCACCCUGCCCGAAGGUGAAAAUCAGGAUGCCAUCACCGUCAGCUUUGCAGACGUGGGCUUCAAGCCAGACAGUGCGACCGCAGGUCGCAGCACCCCGACCGUACUCUUCAUCCCCGGCAUGUUUGGAUCGAGAUACAUCGGCGCUGUACUCGACCCUGUUGCGCGGAAAUACGGAGUGCGAGUCUUGGUGAUUGACCGCCCUGGCAUGGGGUUCUCAACAGAUGUGCCUCUUUCUCGGCGAAUUCCAACGUGGAUUCAAAUUGUUCCCCGGUUAUUAGCUCACCUGGACAUUUCGCACGUUGCCCUGGUUGCGCAUUCUGCUGGGAUGCUAUAUCUGCUCAACUCAUUGCAUCACCAUCGAAACUUGCUACAUCCCGAACGACCUUUUGUUGCGUUCAUGGGCCCAUGGACUGAUCCUGCCCACUCGAAAAUUACGUCAAUGCAAAUACUUCAAUAUAUCCCAACGCCAGCCUUCAAUGUAUGGCACCGCAUUCCGCGAUUCUUCGCAGUCGACGCCGCCCCCGUAAUAACGACCAGUGGAACCUUGCUCAACAAAGCCACCAGCUUGUUCUCCACCUCGAUGGGCAUUAACAACGCCCAGGAGCUUACAGCCCUAGAAAGAAAUAGGCAAAAGCUAGCAGACGAAUACGACUUUCCACGAGAUCUGCAAAUGGAACUGUCAACGAUACUCACUAAGAAGAUAUUUGACGAGAACACUGUGGGUGCCAAUAGUGAGGCGCUUCAAUGCUUAAGAAAGGGCAAAGGAUGGUCAUGGGAAGCUUGCGAUGACUACGGCGCCUUCGUAAAAUCCCUUGUGAGCACUGAGAGACAGAGACGUCAGAUGAACCCCAAUUGGCAAGACAGCAUGAGGCUCAAAGUGAGGGCAUACUUCGCCGAAAGCGAUAUCAUGAUUGGUGCAAGCGGCCAGAAGUACAUUGAAGAAAUCUGUGGAUGGAAAGGCAAUUCAUUCGAGGAUGUGUUGGAUUUCGACUCAUUCACUGUUCCCGGCACUGACCAUGACAGUGUUAUGCAGCCUGUUGAAAUUUUGGAGCAGGUGUUCGUUGAUGCUGGAGGCAGUCCGAUUCGUUAG
This is a messenger RNA of Trichoderma citrinoviride, 1164 nucleotides long. RefSeq lists its product as hypothetical. NCBI's taxonomy places the organism in Eukaryota, Fungi, Ascomycota, Sordariomycetes, Hypocreales, Hypocreaceae. The transcript is spliced from 3 exons. Bases 1 to 1164 code for a protein of 387 amino acids. The record is from RefSeq and is a predicted model, not a curated record.